Molecule: messenger RNA, 1224 nt
Organism: Solea solea (common sole)
Lineage: Eukaryota; Metazoa; Chordata; Actinopteri; Pleuronectiformes; Soleidae
Gene: slc25a5
Product: solute carrier family 25 member 5
Exons: 4
Coding region: 60-956 (298 amino acids)
Biological process (GO): mitochondrial ADP transmembrane transport; mitochondrial ATP transmembrane transport
Cellular component (GO): mitochondrial inner membrane
Molecular function (GO): ATP:ADP antiporter activity
Source: RefSeq, a predicted model, not a curated record
CUCGGCCAUUUUAACCUCACCGGCGAACCCGAACCGAGGGAGAGUGGGACGAGUUGAAGAUGAGUGAGCAGGCUAUUUCCUUCGCGAAGGACUUUCUGGCUGGCGGCAUCGCCGCAGCCAUCUCCAAGACAGCUGUAGCUCCCAUCGAGAGAGUCAAGCUUCUGCUGCAGGUGCAACAUGCCAGCAGACAGAUCACCGCCGACAAGCACUACAAGGGCAUCAUGGACUGCGUGGUCCGUAUCCCCAAAGAGCAGGGCUUCGUCUCGUUUUGGAGAGGGAACCUGGCCAACGUCAUCCGAUACUUCCCCACUCAGGCCCUCAACUUUGCUUUCAAGGACAAGUACAAGAAGAUCUUCCUGGAUGGCGUGGACAAGCGCAAACAGUUCUGGAGGUACUUCGCCGGUAACCUGGCGUCCGGCGGCGCUGCCGGAGCCACCUCUCUCUGUUUCGUCUACCCACUCGACUUCGCCAGAACGCGCUUGGCGGCUGACGUCGGCAAAGCCGGAGCCGAGCGCGAGUUCUCGGGCUUGGGUAACUGCUUGAAGAAGAUCUUCAAGUCUGACGGCCUCAAGGGUCUGUACCAGGGCUUCAACGUUUCAGUACAAGGCAUCAUCAUCUACAGAGCUGCUUACUUUGGCGUCUACGACACCGCAAAGGGCAUGCUCCCCGACCCCAAGAACACGCACAUUUUUGUCAGCUGGAUGAUUGCUCAGUCUGUGACCGCCGUCGCUGGUCUUGUGUCCUACCCCUUCGACACCGUCCGUCGUCGUAUGAUGAUGCAGUCUGGCCGCAAAGGAGCUGACAUCAUGUACACCGGCACCAUUGACUGCUGGAAGAAGAUUGCACGUGACGAGGGCAGCAAGGCCUUCUUCAAAGGAGCGUGGUCUAACGUACUCAGGGGCAUGGGCGGUGCCUUCGUGCUCGUCAUAUACGACGAGCUUAAGAAAGUCAUCUAAAGUAGUCGGGGGGGUUUUUUUGUAUGUCCACUGUUCAUGUUGUGAAGUUCUGUAAAAUAUGUACAUUUGGAUGCAGCAGCAGUUCUAUAUUUAUAGGGACCAACUAGUAUUUUUACUAGUUGUACUGGGGGGGGGAGAAACACUGUUAUGCACUGUAUUUUUGGCCAAUGCUUGUUCUUUUGUUUUGCCCCUUUACCAGAAUGUCAUUCCCUGAACACAGGAACAUGAAGGAAAUGGAAGAGAAAAUAAAGGCAAACUACUGAGUGAA